This is a messenger RNA of Fraxinus pennsylvanica, 849 nucleotides long. The record is from the annotation of a GenBank genome assembly. Lineage: Eukaryota; Viridiplantae; Streptophyta; Magnoliopsida; Lamiales; Oleaceae.
AUGGCGUCCAGAUUCACCUCCUACCUCCUCCUCCGCCGCCAUCACCCCCUUUCCCUUCUCCGCCACCACUUCACCACCACCUCAACCACCGUCCUCUCUAACCCCCACCCCUUAUAUUCCCUCUUCAAACCCCACGAACGGCAUAUCCUAACCCACUUCCGACGACCCUCCCGCCCUUUCAACCUCCGCUUCCUAUCCACCCGCCCCAUCCGCCCGACCCGAACGAACAAGCCAGACAUCGGAGCCCGAGCCCGCCAGCUCCAGAACCGCCGCCUCUGGGCCUACGCCCUCACAUUCAGUUGCAUUGCCGGAUUUAUAGUUAUAGUUCUCAAUCAAUUUCAAGAUCAACUAGUCUUCUACAUCACCCCCACGGACGCCCUGCUAAAAUACAGUUCUGAUCCUAGCAAGUCGAAAUUCCGGCUUGGCGGGUUAGUACUGGAAAGCAGUGUUGCUCAAUUGCCCUCGUCCCCAGAAACCCAAUUCGUAAUUACGGAUUUGAUCACGGAUAUUUUGGUCAAAUACGAAGGCAGUUUGCCGGAUCUUUUCCGGGAGGGUCAUUCGGUUGUGGUGGAGGGGUUUAUUAAACCGUUUGAUGAGGAAAUUAGGAAAAAGGAGGAGGGCAUAUUGAGGAAUAGCAAUAAAUUGGGAAUUAUGGAGAAGGCAAGGAGUUUGGAAUGCUAUUUCGCGGCCACAGAGGUUUUGGCCAAGCACGAUGAGAAGUACAUGCCGGCUGAAGUGGCAGCAGCAAUCGAGAAGAAUAAAAAGACGCUAAUUGAAGAGGAGAAAAGAAGAGAGGAGGCUUUGUACAAUGCUAAACCUGCCACUAAUGCUGAUGGAACAACUGUUUAG